Molecule: messenger RNA, 5670 nt
Organism: Anopheles stephensi (Asian malaria mosquito)
Lineage: Eukaryota; Metazoa; Arthropoda; Insecta; Diptera; Culicidae
Product: glucose-dependent insulinotropic receptor-like
Exons: 4
Coding region: 3557-5257 (566 amino acids)
Biological process (GO): adenylate cyclase-activating G protein-coupled receptor signaling pathway; G protein-coupled adenosine receptor signaling pathway
Cellular component (GO): membrane
Molecular function (GO): G protein-coupled receptor activity
Source: RefSeq, a predicted model, not a curated record
CCCAACCCAUCCCCAACCAUCCCUUAUGCUCGAUGAGCCACGAUGAAGCUCAGCGCUGGAAAAUGGCAUUUCCAGCUAAUGCUACUGAUGGAAAAUAUUCAAUUGCUACACCCACUGCAUACCGGCAUUUCCUGAUGAACCGAACUGGUGCUGGGCGGAAGAGACGCAUAACAAUCCAAUUCAAUAGUCACUUCCCACGAGGUUGAGCGUGCGGAGCAGUCCAGGUCCAGACACUGGGCAUUAACUGUUUUCAGUUCAUUUGCGAUUACCAUCAUCGUCCGGCUGCAUGGCACGGCACAAAACUGUCCACUUGAAGUGGGCAAAGGCCUUUAAACAACAGACCGGUGCGCUGCGAAAAAGCUGCCGCUUGCCAAUGAGCACCAAUAAUUGGUCAUUUCAAACACAGAUUUUCACUGGAAUGGCCGCCAUCGCUUACGAAUACUGAUUGCGAAAUUAUCCGGCUGCUGGCUGGCUUCGAAGGCAGCAAAACCCUCCGGUUCGUUGUCGUUUGCGAAUGCAAAUCUCGCAUUUGCACCCGCCAGCAACGCGAAAAGAGUUGCUCAAGAAUACUCUUAAAACAGAACUCUGCUUUCCUUGCACAAAUUACCCAUCCAUUGGUGCUUUUUACGAUCAAUAAGUGCGUAUUUUGCAUUAGCUUGCCACUGCUCAUUGGGUGCCGAGAUUGUACAGCACAGCAGCGCAGGGCACGCUCGAAGGUUUGGCGAAAAAAUCAAAAAUCCCGUCGCAGCUUUUAACAACGCCAUAAAAUGAUUGUAUCAAUUGUUGACUUAAUCGUGCGUGUAAUUUUCGUAGUGCUGAGACAGUGCUGUGGUUGAGACGGAGUUAAAGGAGUCCAUUUUUUGCAUUAUAAAAUUUAAUUCUUCAUUUUCAUACUUGAAAAAAAAAAUAAAUAAUCGUUAAAAUGUUUAAUAAGAUCAGAAUCAUUUUCAACGCCCAGCAACGGCGCCGGGUUUCAUACGGCAGAACCGGGGUUCAAAUCCCAUCCGGACCGAUCGCCCUUAGUGAGGACUGACUAUCCAACUACGUGAUAUCAUUAAAUCUAGUAAGCCAUGAAUGGCAGGUAUGACCUAAGAGAGCUCGUAAGGGCAAGCAGAGAGAAAGAGAGAGAGAGAGUCUGUGAAUCGUUGCUUAGUGGACAUAUACAGGCUUGACGUUAAACACAGCAACACGGUAAACUAACGCUUUGGUUUGUUUUGCCCAAAGAGCCCAAAAUUAAACUUUAUGAAGAAAAUAACACAAUAUUAAUAAAUAUUUGAAAUUCUCGGAGGCACUCCAUCAUGAGGGAAGAGAAUCCUGCUUACUGGGCCCUCUAUUGCGAUAGAUAGCGGAUAGCGGAGGCACUCCAUCAUGAGGGAAGAGAAUCCUGCUUACUGGGCCCUCUAUUGCGAUAGAUAGCGGAAGACCUCUUUAUUUGUGGACCAGCAACUAAGGCCAUAUGUCCUUAUACUACUUCUCUUAUACUUUAUCAAGAGCAUUUAUAGCUUUUCCAGCUUCGUACAUUUGCCAGCAAGGUCAUCGACAUAGACUUAAGCAGCAUCAAACGACGCUUUUCGAUGUUGACCAUAUAUUUGAUUGAGACUGGCUAUCCAGCUGUGGGUCAAUUAAGCCAAGAAGACAAGAAGAGUUAUUCCUCGUUCACAUGCUGCAGAUGAGAUUCGACCCAUAGCCUUCGGUGUCCCGAAUUAACCGAAAGCGUAAGCGUCACUAGCUGCGAUAAAAUUAUCUCACGUGAUGCUAGUUCAGUGAUUAUCCUUUUCAUCAAGAGUUUGAGCUCUGAAACCCUACAGGAAUCACAAUCCAGUUCUGCACAUUUAAAGCUUCACGUACAAUUCUUUAAAGCACUGAAGUUGACGUUAAACUUUGCCAUUACAAGAGUACACCUUAUUCCACCGAUUGCAAAGAAAAACAGCUACAAAGCGGUAUGGUGAAGGAUUUCUCCGAGCCACAAGCUAAGUAAUUGAAUAUGCAACGUCUAAUUCGUAACAAAGCUUUCACGAAACAGAUACCGAUAGCUCGUGCAGAUAAACAGAGGGAAAGUACUCAUUUGCAGAAUGAAUCAUUUACAUACGAUGAUUUGCGUUCAGUCGGGUUAGAGAUUAUCUGGAAACGCUUUGCAUUGGAGGGCAUUCUAAAUAAUCACAAACAAAAAACCGCAAGCCAAUAUUGAAAUUAUUCAUUUGAAUUUGAUGGCUUCCCGUAGCAAUCUCUAUUAUUUUAUAUUGAACCCACAGGAACAAUCGCAGUGCAGGGGUGCAUAAUGACAGAUUUUUAUUUCGACAGCGAGAUUGUGAGCUUCGGUUCGAAAACAUUACUUAAUUACUUUCCUACCAAGCAUAACCGCACGCACAUUCUCACCUCCACACCAAGUUACUUUAACUUUUUCCAAAGCACACACACACCCAACUAUCGAACCACUAAAUUCACUAGCCAUCGAACAAUCGACCGCGGGCCCGGAGAAGGUGGUGGGAGUUCUCCACAUCCAUUAACUACAUCUGUCCCGACUCUGCUUCAACGCCAGAACUUAAUCAAAACGUAAACUUUCCAAACACACCCAACACUCGCCACGGCUCUCGCCACCGCCAUUCGAACUCAUUAAGCUGCCCAUUUGUUCUGGUUUCUUCGCUCUGCUUGUCUUCCACAUUAAGCAGCCAGGAUGGUCCAACUCCAGCGAACUGCAUUUGAAAGUACGUUCCAUUUAAACUUUCCUUCCGCCUUGCUUACUUUUCGUGGAACUGGUCCCACUCCUUGAGUCCGGUUCCGGACUUCCCGGAGCCCGUGCUGCUGGUCAUUAUUUCAUUUUUGUUUAAUUAAAUUUUCAUCUACUCCGUCGACGUGUGUAUGUGUGUGUGAGUGGUUGAGCUGGCCUGAGUGCUAAUAGUACCAUGAAAAAUGUAUAGGACAGGCAUGCAAUCACACACACCUCUCGACAAGCGUACGGCCUAAAACACUUGACCGUAGCCGACGGUAGACCUCUCUGCCCGGUGCAGUCUCGUUUGGUCGAUGCAAAGUGGUGUAUGCAUAAACUAACCCGUUCCGGACACCGUCCUUCCCACCACCAAACAGCUGACAAUCGAUGGAAAACGAAUUCUUCACAGUUGAAAAGGGUUUUUGCUGGGGUAUAUUCAUUUUUCCCGAUUCCACCUGUCACUAACGUAUCACGCCAUCGAGAACGAUUUGUGGGAGCAGAACUCGAGCACCGGUUGGCAACACCACCUACACAGAAACAACCCCAUCAGCAAAUCGUUUACGUCCGGUAGCAAUUAAUGUUUGAUUUCAAUUUUAAAACUCUCCCCACAGCCAGGUCCAUUCCCGCUUUGCGCCAACGUAGAACUGGAGAAACCCUAACCAUUUCCGGUACUGUACCACAGCUCGGGGGGAUAAACACAUACAAACACACACACACACACACACACACAUCUUCAUAACCUGCCGACCCGUCAAGUGUGAAAAGGUUCCGAACCGGGUGAAAGAUCUAACGAGUUCUGGUUGUCUCUUCCCUGGCGCUUCUUAUCUUCCCGACGACCCAGCGGGCGGCAUGGGCAAGGUGCAGGCGCAAAACUACGAUGAUUACGACCGGAUACGAUACUUUUACUACAUCCGGCCACCCCAAACGCCCGUCCCGAAGGACUGGUGGAUCGAUCCGAUGGCAACCACCACCGAAUCCGUCACCACGCUCAGUGCGAGCGAAGAGACGACGCUGCUCCUGUACGACAUCUUCAUACCGCUGCUCGGUUCACUCAUCAUAAUACUCAACCUGAUCGUGGUCGUGUCCGGUGUGCUGCUGCUGCGAAAAGGCCAGCAACCGUACACCACGUACAUGUUUCUCGGCAACGUAGCCGUGUCGGAUUUAUUGACGGGCUUUGCCGUCAUCUUUGGCCAGUAUGCGCCGCGCGGACGACGUGCCGAGGAAAACUGCACACUAAUGAUAGGUCUCAUAGUAUCUACGUCGCUGGUCUCGGUGUACAGCGUGGGACUGAUAGCGAUCGAUCGGUACCUUUACAUCGUGUACGGGUUGCAGUACCAGCGCUACCUGACUCGUACCCGGGCGCGCAUACUGAUUGCGGCCACCUGGCUGUUGGGAGCCACAAUCGGAUUUCUGCCCGCGUUCGGUUGGCGCGGCGAUACGGACGGUGGUCGAACGUGCUGGUUCAUCCGGUUGGCUCCGCCGGGUUUGGUGAUCCUGACGGCGGUCCUCGGUAUACUGCCGGUCGUGCUCGUCAUCAUACUGUACGGUAUCAUCCUGCAGAAGGCACUGCGCCGCGUCAACCAGCUGAAGAAAGCAUCGCGCGAGCUUCGCGGCGUACAGACGGGCAAUCUGCGACUGUUUCGCGGUGGUGCGGCGGGCAGCGUGAAUGGAGGUGCUGCUAGGGCCACUCAGCCCGUUCCGCCCUCCGGUCCGGGGGAACCUAAUCGAUCAGGCGCCAACCAAUCGGACACGGACCAAGGUUUAAGCGAGGAUGAACUAUCGCGAGCGACCCCGGGACGCUGUCUCUGUCUACGGUCGCGAUGUUGCUCCAGUGCCUCGGGACGUUCAAAACAGGGCCAGAAAGCGCUUAACGGAACCACGGAUCCCGCCAUCUCCGGGCCAGUGUCCACCACGAUGACGACGACUACAGCGGCGGCGACAAUGACUACAACCACCACCACCAGCAGCAGCAAAAGCCCGACCAAGUGGAAGGCGAUAAAAGUCGUGAUGUUCACGACGGGCAGCUUCGUCGUAACGUGGGUGCCGUACUUCAUCGCGAGCCUCAUGUACGUCGGCUGUGACCCGGUGACGAAUGGGGAGCUGUGCCGCAGCCUCCAGUUUGCCAUCGCCAGCCCGCUCGCCAUCCUCGGGUUCGCCAACAGUCUGCUCAAUCCGAUCAUUUACGCCUGGUGGCACAAUGGGUUCCGGGCCUCGAUGAAGCGGCUCGGCAGUAAGGUCAGAAGCCGGGUUUGCUGCUGCUGCUGCUGGUGCGGUGGUCGCAACCAGCGCGAGGAAGAUGAGGCCGGCCCGUGCGUCGUACGCUGCUGCCAUAAAUCAUCGCGCACGGCGCCAUCGGCCGAAGCGUCCGCGAACCGGAUCAGUGCGAACGGGAGCAGCAGCGAUGGACCUAACCGCCUGUCAAACCGCACGGUGACAACGACCGCGAGCCGCAGGUCACGCACCCAGCCCCACAGCGAUCAGGAAUUUUCCAUCACCGAUGAUACGGAUGUCGAGCAACCGUCGGGUAUGGUAAUCGGGACACGCCUCUAGUGGGCGGGGAAAAUUACCACCACAAAACCCCCUCGAGUGGGAGAACAUGUCGAGGACACGGCUCAUCAAAGCGCAUCGCCAAAAAUGUGUUCGCCCGAAAAAGUUGGGUCGUUCGGUCUGGAGCGACUGAACCGAACCGAUGGAUGCUUGGCUGUACUGCCGGGCAGCCUCAGGGCGCCAGUACGACGACGACGACAACGACGACGGCGGCGUCGACGACGAGUGUCCGCAAGUGGAGUUCAACAAAAAGCCAUGGAGAAUUAGAUUUAACUUACCAUGUAGUUACCACACACAUACACACACAGACAGACAGACAGACAUAUGCGGUUAAUGCCCCGUGGAUUGUCUUCACCAGUCGUACCGUGCCAUUGUGCAACUGCAGUCGCUCGAAACAAAACGCUAGAUCCAACAGA